AUGGAUAGCUCUGACGACGUCUGUAGCGCGUCCGGCAAACCUCAAACGAAUCGAGCCCCCGGAGAUGACACGACAGGGCAUGAUAUCAACAAUUCCAACUUGUCCUCAUGCGAACUCUCGUCAUCCCAGGUAGCUACACUCACGCAGCGUAUCCUACAUUUUCUGUCGACCGCUGGGAAUGACACUCUUCUGGCUGUUUUUGCUGCUUUAGCUGUUGCGACAUUUGUCAUCUUAGGGAGACUCGGGUUGCUGCUCAUCGGCCUAGUUGCAGGUGUUAUCCUCCACGCCCACUGGGACGGUGCUGAAGAUGAUUUGCGAAAUGGUGGAUUGGAUACUAGUCAUCACAGAAGGAGGCGGGAGCUAGGUAUAGAGGUGGCCAACAGGCUACUUGAAUGGCAGUCGCAGAGAACUACUGAAGACGGAGCCCAUGGCCAAAGAUCUGUUGUCACCAAGGCGGAAUCGAUGCAUGAUACUGAACUCUCUUUUUCUAGCUUUGGUCCUGCCACAGCGGCUGCUCUUACUGCGUUGACCGAUGCAAUCAUCAAGGACUACGUGACUUACUGGUAUGCACCGAUCUUGCCGUUAGAAGAGACCUUCCCUCUCUCUUGUCGGAAGAUAUUAGUUAACUUCAUCACCUCCUUGUCCUCACAUCUCACCCGCAAACGGCCUGCAGAUACCUUCCUUCAAUUCGUCACGAAUUCCUCUUCGAUGAUCAUUGCUACGAACUCUGAUUCGUCAACACCCGAAGAAGCUGUGAGGAAAUAUCUAGCACAAUUCCCCGAGAGUAGCCUAGCAAAUGUCUUGGCUGUCGAGCAACAACAGAAGAAGCUUAAGAUGGUGGCAGACGACAUUCUUUCUAAAUUCCUUGACCGCACAGCGUACGAGUGUGAGGUGGUCAGGAAUUUUCUUCGGGAGAUUUUUGCGGGCCUUGUCUUGGAAUCGGUUAUAAAGAGCUGUUCACAGCCCGACUUCAUCAACAAUUGGAUCAUAUAUCUACUUCAAGAAGGUGAACCGGAGAUAAUGAACGCAAUUGAUGCUGGUCUUGAACAUACUCGUAAGGACGAGUCUGUCAUUGAUCCGUCUUCUGAUAACCUUGGUGCCUCAUCACAUACCUGUUCUGGGAACCCUCCCUCUGGGAUACGCCCUGAGAACAGCUCUGAAAGCCUACCGUCUCAGGAAGGGAAUGGACUGAAGUCCUCAAAAGCGGAACCAACGCAUCUGAAAGGGGCGAUGUCUGGUGAAGAGGUGUUGCAGAGGGUGCCUCAGAUGAUGGAUACUGGAAACCGUGCUGCGAAUGGGAGCUCUGUUUCCAGUACGACUACGGAAGGAAUGACGACCCCGACCUCGUCGGAAGGUGAAAAACCCGAAGAAGAUAGUGAAGAAAGAACCCAAAAUUUACAAUUUCACGAGAAUUUAGAGUCGCGAGGCGACCAGCGAAGUUCCACAGAGGUAAAAAAAACCGAUUAUGUUCAGCAGCUGUCAUGUCAGGCACCAGGAACAUUACCUCCUCCACACACUGCUAUGCUGGGAUCGGAGCCCGCAUCGCCUCCAACUCUCUAUGGUGCUUCGGUAUUGAUAGAUGAUGGCUCUGAACCUGGGGACAAGGCGGUUAUUCGGUCAAAGCCUUCAAACUAUUACUCAUUGCAGAUCGAACCUGCCUCAUCACGUCAACCAGGUUGGAUAAUUUUCAGGAAAUAUGCGGACUUCGAAUUUCUGCACGAAGGGCUAGCGGCAAUUUCAAGAAUGAAUGGUAUCUAUUCUUUCUCAGAAAAGCAUCCUACUUUGCCAACAUGGAAAGGACAGACGAAACAAGCAUUGGCACGGAACCUUGAAAGCUACCUUCGCGAUGCACUUCGGCAUGAGCGUCUUGCAGAAUUCGAGCGUAUGAGACGCUUUCUUGAAAAAGACAGGGAUCUGAGCAUAACUUCUUCGUCGGUAUCUGCCAAACCUGGGUUCUCCUUUCCUCGCCAGAGCACAUUUGAGAACAUGGGAAAAGGCGUUUUAGAGGUCUUAUCCAAUGCUCCAAAAGGUGUAGCCGGAGGUGGUAAAGCUGUCUUGGAAGGAGUGACGGGGGUAUUUGGAAGUGUGGGUACAACCAAAAAGGCCCAUGACAUGACCACAGGGCAAGCGAAGGCUCCCCAAUCAAUGAAAAGAACGAGUGCAAGCAGUUUAACGGCUAUGGAUAACCGACAGCACAAGGAACGCAAAGAUUCAGGACGUUCUGCGUCAUUGGAUUUGGACAGCCAAAUGAAAGAGGCCACCAAAAUCCCGGAACAGCCAGGUAAAGGAGAAGGCGGUGCUCCUCAUGAUAUUUUGUUAACCCCUUCAUCAGCCCAAAUAGAACCUCGAGUGAUGCCUGCAUCAAAUGCACGUGGUACGGGCCUGUCAACCGGUAGUAGAGAGGUAGAUCUGCGGGAUUCAGGUCUUCCCCCUCAUCAAGGUUCUGUUACAGAAGAAAGUGCGGAUCAAAACACAACACCUUGUCCAAAUGACGACCAUACCCAAAGGCAGCCCGAACCUGUGCAUCCCGGUUCUCCUUCGCGGCCGGAGGCGAGAUCAGCGUCUCCCAAAACAACCCGCCGAGAGAAUUGUGGCAGCCCGAUCACUGAGGAUGAGACUCGAAUUGCGGUUGAGCUGAUCUUUGCUGUCAUCAAUGAACUGUAUACCUUGUCUUCUGCUUGGAAUAUCCGAAAGACUCUUCUGAACGCGGCAAAAUCAUAUAUUUUGCGGCCGGGGAAUCCCAAUCUUGAAGCGAUCCGUACCUUGCUACAGGAGUCGAUGAUUGAUGCUCAGACAUCAGACGAGGCGUUGGCAGCUUAUAUUACAAAGCUUCGAGAAAACUCCCUCCCCACCCAAGAAGAGAUGAGCCGGUGGCCUCCUCCCCUGAGCAGUGAUGAGAAGGAGAGACUGAGGGCUAAUGCCCGGAAGCUGCUUAUCCAAAGAGGAAUGCCCCAGGCUCUGAUGAGUAUAAUGGGGGCUGCUGCAACUGGUGAGGCGCUUGGAAAGGUUUUCGACUGUCUUCAGAUCGAGGAAAUUAGUCGGGGAUUUAUAUUUGCCCUUGUGUUACAGGCUCUCAGAGCGGCCAUUCUCUGA
Messenger RNA from Rasamsonia emersonii CBS 393.64, 3093 nucleotides. RefSeq names its product PX domain protein. Bases 1 to 3093 code for a protein of 1030 amino acids. Gene Ontology annotation, cellular component: intracellular membrane-bounded organelle. The transcript is spliced from 3 exons. The record is from RefSeq and is a predicted model, not a curated record. Gene Ontology annotation, molecular function: phosphatidylinositol binding. Lineage: Eukaryota; Fungi; Ascomycota; Eurotiomycetes; Eurotiales; Trichocomaceae.